AUACCCCAACAUUCAGAGCAUUUUGAAAUUCCAGCAGCACAAAAUUCAAUUCGGCUAGCAAUAAAAAACCCCACACGGAGACGAAAAACCCCAGAGCGUUCCCCCCAAAAAAAACAGGCAGGAAAAUGGUCAACAUGUCUGACAUCGACUACGAGCCCUUCAAUCCGUUCAACGUGGGGCCGCCCAACAGCGGCAAGCGGAUGGAGUUCAAGAUCCCCACCGCCGUCACGUAUCCGCCGCCGGUGUUUGCCGUCGUGCCGCAGGACAAGCAGGGCUACAUCAGGCGGUCCGUCUCGCAGGACUCGCAGCUGGCGGCCAGCUCCCAUCUGAAGAUUGGGCCGUCCAGAAUCGGGGAGGUGAGCGUUUCGAGGGCCAUCAAGGAGGAGAUGGCGGCGGCCAAGCGGCAGGCGGCCUCCCUGGACGAGGAGGAGCGCAUCGAUGCGGGCGGCAUCUCGAAGAUGAAGCUGGCCUCCUCCAGGUCGGGGAUCGACUCCAAGUCGAAGGUGUCCGUCAAGACGCUGAUGCCGGUGCGGACGAGGCGGCAGGUGGCCCCCGGCGACGACCAGGCCAAGAACCGUUCGAUAUCUGGCUCCAGUGUCAGCAAAAACGGGAGCAGGGUGUCCUGGGGUCGGGAGACCAAGUCCCGCUCGAGUUCCCCCUCCAAGCGGAGCAGCAUCGGCGCCAAGCGGAGCGGCACUCGUUCCCAGUCGAGCACCGCUUCGUCGAAGGCCUCGCUGGCCCGAUCGUCCAGCAAACUCAAGCCGAGGUCGAGCACAGCCUCGACCGUGACACUGACGGGCAAGGUGUCCAAGCAGCGCUCAAGGACGGACUCUGUCAAGCCCUCAAGCUCCAAGAUCAGGUCCAAGGAGGAGUCCAGGGUCUCGCUGAAGUCAAGGACUAGCAAAAGGCCCUCAGAUACUGUAUCUGUGCGCUCUCGCACGUCCAAGACUGGGCAUAAGCCCACCGAGACGGCCUCCCAGCGCUACAUCAAGGCCAAGGCCACCUCCGAGACCUUGUCCCAGCAUUCGGUGCAGUCCAAGGUCAAAGAGGCCUCUCGCUCGGCCUCCAAGUCGAAGACCCACCCAUCGAAGGUCUCGCUGAGGGCCAAAGUCAAGGCUGCCGUCCCCAAAAUGAGGUCGGCCAAGGCCCUGGCCGAGGACACGUCUUUGGUGAGUCGAGCCGCGGCGAUCACCGAGCGCCUCAAGGCGGGCAAUGAGGACAACUUCCGGCGCUACAGCUCGGUGAUCCACAACCACUCGAUGAGGGUGCCCGAGAAGCAGUUCCGCGAGGACCGCAUGUCCUUCUGGUUCCAGGACGCAGUGCUGUCCUAGGCAAUGGCUGGCCCCCGCCCCGCCCUUCGCCCUCGGGAAACCUCCGCAACAUUCCGCAAUAGUUUACGAUUUAUUUAUGCGAAUCGAAUCAAUAUAAAUAAAUAUAUACAAAUUAGCCGUAAAAA
Drosophila persimilis is the source of this 1456-nucleotide messenger RNA. RefSeq names its product platelet binding protein GspB. The transcript has a single exon. Bases 126 to 1331 code for a protein of 401 amino acids. The record is from RefSeq and is a predicted model, not a curated record. Lineage: Eukaryota; Metazoa; Arthropoda; Insecta; Diptera; Drosophilidae.